AUGAGCUACGAAUAUCUCAGUAAUGUGCAUACUGGAAGAACUGAAUGGAGGGUGAAAGUCAGAAUUAUUAGGGAAUGGAGAGGGCAAACUGCACGAGGAGAACCAUAUAAGGGUUCAAAUUUCCUACUACUUGAUGCAAAGAAUGUUAGGAUGCAAGCAUUUGUGCCACUUUUCCUCUUGGAAAAGCUUCAAAAAAUGUUUACUGUUGGCAAGAUGUACACAAUCACAAAUUUCCAAGUCAAGAACUACACCGAGUUGGACAAAUGGAGGUGUGUGAGCAUUGACAAACAAAUCCAGUUUACAAACCAGACACGUGGGAAGGAGAUGGACGAAAAGGAAUAUUUUAUUCCACAAAACUGUUUCGAGUUCUGUGAUCUCGGAGAUAUGAAGAGCUUGGCAAACCAAACCACUUAUCUUGCAGAUGUUGUCGGAGUUGUGACAAGAAGAGAUGAUCUGAAGUUAGUUCACACGAAGCAGGGAGUCGACAAAUAUCAGUUAAGAAUGAUAAUCACAGAUGGAAGCCAUUACUUAAAUGUAACUCUCUGGGGAGAUCUUGCUGAGUGUUUCCAUCAGGAGGUCAGUUCAUCUACUUUUGAAGAACCUCUGAUUAUCAUUAUCGCAGCUGGGAAAGUUGGUAUUUUCCAAGAUGAAUAUGAUCUAUGCAACUUCAAUCCCACGGCUUACUACAUCAACUAUAACCACCACAGUGUCGCCCAUUUACGCAAAAUGAGUACUGAUCCAAACUUUAAGAAAGAACACAUAAGAAUCAUACAGACUAAAAAGGAACCCAAGCUCAUGUCAAUUCAGGAGAUCAAGCAACUGGGGGAAGAUUAUAUUGAGGAAGAGGUUAUAUGUCAGGUUCGUAUCAACACUGUUCACGAAUCAAACAGCUGGUUUUAUGCGGAAUGUACAACAUGUUACAAGCAAAUUGAUAAGGUUGAAGAUGUAUACUACAGGUUUGGAAUUUGUAUCACGGCCACAGACACAACAGGGGACAUUGAUAUCCUACUCAUGGACCGACCAAUUCGAAAACUCUUUGGAAAGACUGUUUUCCAGAUGGAGGAUGAGGAAAAGGGUCAAUUCCCCGCAGCAUUGAAGACAAUGGAAAAAGAUGACUACACAAUUAAGCUCGAAAUAAGGGAGUUUAAUAUUAAAGACAAGGAGGAACUUUACGUGGCAAAUGACCUGUACAGAGGACUUGAGAUGCAUACUGCCGUCAGAUUGCCUACAUGUUCUGUCCAGCAACCAACAGAGGUUUCAGUUGCACAGAGUUCUGGGAACAAGGGGAAUGGUGUGGUGAUUGGUAUGGAGAUUGAUGUGGUGAUUGGUGUUGUUCUGAUUGUUGCAUUUGAAGAGGUUCUGGUUCUUGUGGUUGCUGUUGUUGCUGUUGAGCUUGUUGAAGUUGUUGCUGUUGAGAUGGAAAUCCCAGGAGAAGAUCACAGUAAAGAUUUGAAGUCCCAAAUUCGAGCAAGAGUCGCGUAUUACAGCCUCGAAAUCGUGAACGAGGGUUUGAUUUUUAAGAAAAAUUUGGCAUUAUAA
This is a messenger RNA of Daucus carota subsp. sativus, 1539 nucleotides long. RefSeq lists its product as uncharacterized. The transcript has 12 exons. NCBI's taxonomy places the organism in Eukaryota, Viridiplantae, Streptophyta, Magnoliopsida, Apiales, Apiaceae. The record is from RefSeq and is a predicted model, not a curated record. The coding region runs from base 1 to 1539 and encodes 512 amino acids.